AUGCCCACCCAACUCGUCGGCCAGACAGUUACGCCCUUCCUCCGAGAACAUAUCCCCGGCAUCUACGCUCCCAUCGGAAAGCCCGAUGUCCAAAACGAAAACAACUCGCUCAUCCAGAAGCGAGACCCUACCAACAGCAAGUUCUGCUAUCGUCACCGCCCCGACGCAAAGUGUCGUCGCGCGGCUGAUGAGUCCAAGAUGGUCUUGAUCCAAAGUGAACUCGAUAAGCUGCCUUCCGCCGAUCAGCAAGCCAUCACACACGUGUGGUCCCUCUUCUCCGCCGCCCCCGCCAAGCACCGCGACCUGAUGCUCCAGGGUAUCAUCACCCAGUGCUGCUUCCCUCAACUAUCCACCGUCUCCCGCGAAGUACACGAACAGCUCAAGAUCGACUUCAUGGCUGCGCUCCCGACCGAGAUCUCAUACAAGGUACUCGGCUACCUCGACACCGUCUCCCUCUGCAAGGCCGCCCAGGUCAGCCGAAGGUGGCGGGACCUUGCCGACGACGACGUUGUCUGGCACCGCAUGUGCGAGCAACACAUCGACCGCAAGUGUACCAAGUGCGGCUUUGGCCUUCCUCUCCUGGAGCGCAAGAGGCUGCGAGACUGGAACAAGCAAAAGGAGCUCGCCGAAGCUAGGAGCCUACAACAGGAUGCCGUCGUCGAAGAGGUUGAACAGGUCGAAGAGGCUGAACAGGUCGAAGAGGUUGAACAGGUCGAAGAGGCCCCGGUAGCGUCGUCGCCCAACAUGAACAAGAAGCGUGAACUGGUUGUUCUCGACGACAGCCGAAAGCGUGCUUGCCUGAGCGACCCGGGCGAACCCAUGGCACCCAAGACCGGAGGGGAGAAGGAGAGAGAACGUCUCAUUCGGCCGUGGAAGAGUGUCUACCGUGACCGUUUCAGGGUUGGCUUUAACUGGAAGUAUGGUCGAUGCCACAUCAAGACCUUCAAGGGACACGACAACGGUGUGACUUGCUUGCAGUUCGAUGAUGAGAUCCUCGCCACAGGAUCCUACGACGCCAAGAUCAAGAUUUGGAAUAUUGAGACAGGAGAGGAGAUCCGCACUCUGAGCGGACACACCAUGGGUAUCCGCACCCUCAAGUUCGUCGGCAACAAGCUCUUCAGUGGCAGUUUGGAUCACACAGUCAAGGUGUGGAACUGGCAGACGGGCGACUGUAUCAGCACCCUGCGUGGUCACAGCGAAGGUGUCAUCACGGUCGACUUUGAUGGAAAGUACCUUGCAUCGGGGUCCAUUGACAAGUCGAUCAAGAUUUUCAACUUUGACAGCAAAGAAACAUUCUGCCUUCGUGGCCACGAGGACUGGGUCAACCAUGUUCGCUUGGACGCCGGAUCGCAGACGCUCUUCUCAGCCUCGGAUGACUGCACUGUCCGACUGUGGGAUCUGCGGAACAAGACAUGCAUCAAGACCUUUGAGGGCCACAUGGGCCAGGUGCAACAGAUUCUCUUGAUGCCGGAGGACUUUGAGCCCGAUGAAGAGGCACUCGCUGGUGAUGGCGCCGACAAUGCGUCAGUUCACAGCGGCAGCGGCCGGAGCACGACUCCGACGGCGUUUGCCAACGUGGCGUCGAUUCUCGGGUCCUCCUUCGGCGGAGCAGAAGCGAGUUCCCCACCGGAGGACGACCGGACGUCGUUUGGGUGCGCCUUCAACUCGGACCCCACCCGGCAGCUGCCGCCCCGCUAUAUGCUCACAGCCGGUCUCGACAACACGGUCAAGGUGUGGAACAUCCACACGGGCAAAUGCCUCCGUACCAUGUUUGGUCACGUCGAAGGUAUCUGGGGCCUCGUCGGUGACACUCUGCGAAUUGUCACGGGCGCCAACGACUCCAUGGUCAAGGUCUGGGAGCCCAAGAGCGGCAAGUGUGAGCGGACAUUCACCGGUCACUCUGGCCCCGUCACCUGCGUGGGCUUGACCGACAGCCGCAUGGCCAGCGGAAGUGAAGACGGCGAAGUGCGCCUAUACAGCUUCGAGGCAGAGGCGCCUCUCCUCGAGGAAUGUGGUACUCCAGCGUAG
Messenger RNA from Colletotrichum phormii, 2028 nucleotides. RefSeq names its product sulfur controller 2. The transcript is spliced from 2 exons. Bases 1 to 2028 code for a protein of 675 amino acids. Lineage: Eukaryota; Fungi; Ascomycota; Sordariomycetes; Glomerellales; Glomerellaceae. Gene Ontology annotation, molecular function: protein binding. The record is from RefSeq and is a predicted model, not a curated record.